AUGGCUCUAUGUGCGAUAAAGGUUGCCGACCCCUGGGUCAUGCCAAGGCUGGGAGUGACAGUGGGUUCAGUAGCCUUAGCGACAUUCAACUUAGUGACAUUGAGGAAUCUUUCCUCAAAGAAAGACUUUAUCUCAUUCACCACCCUCUGGACUUUGCCCAAUGAGAGAUUAAGGGUGGGAAAUUUGCACAACCUUCAGAGACGUCACCACCAGGAAGAGAACGCCAUCUCACUUAAGAGGCAAGACUUUGGAAAAGAGGGUUUGGCUGAGGAGGCAGCCUUCUCCGACUCCCCGUCUUCUCUUGGUGGACAGCAGCGAGUCAAUAUCAGCACACCCAGAGACACUGAAAGGAAUAAGCAGGAAAUUGGUUUCCAGGUCCGGCUGGCUAAGAUCUCCUCAGAUUUGAUCAUCAGGGCCUUUUGCGGUUUUGCUGAAAAGUGCCACAUCCCAGCCCGGAGCUGGCAGAGUUCCUGUGGCUUUGGAGACUUCAACUGGGUUGCAAGACCCAAAAGAACUGCCGUUGUUAUUGAUGGCUCUCCUGCCUACGUAGGAGCUGGUGGUGUAGAGGGUCCUAAAGGAGAUCAAGGCCCAAGAGGAGAUAGGGGACCAGCUGGCCCACCUGGCAGAGAUGGUAUUCCCGGACAACCUGGACUUCCUGGACUCCCAGGCCCACCUGGACCCCCAGGCCUUGGCGGAAACUUCGCUCCUCAGCUGUCCUAUGGCUAUGACGAGAAAUCUGGUGGUGGUAUGGCAGUUCCAGGACCAAUGGGUCCAUCAGGUCCCCGUGGUCUUCCUGGUCCUCCUGGCAGCCCUGGCCCACAAGGUUUCGUCGGUCCCGCUGGUGAACCCGGAGAGCCCGGAGCUUCUGGUCCAAUGGGUCCCCGUGGUCCAGCCGGCCCUCCUGGCAAGAACGGAGAUGAUGGUGAAUCUGGAAAACCUGGCCGUCCUGGUGAGCGUGGUCCUCCUGGCCCACAGGGAGCCCGUGGUCUUCCCGGAACUGCUGGUCUUCCAGGCAUGAAGGGACACAGAGGUUUCAGUGGUCUUGAUGGUGCUAAGGGUGACUCUGGUCCAGCUGGUCCCAAGGGUGAACCUGGCAGCCCUGGUGAGAAUGGUGCCCCUGGACAAGUCGGCCCACGGGGUCUUCCUGGUGAGAGAGGCCGCCCUGGUGCUCCUGGUUCUGCUGGUGCUCGUGGUAACGACGGUGCUGCCGGUGCUGCUGGCCCCCCAGGCCCCACUGGUCCAGCCGGUCCCCCUGGCUUCCCUGGUGCUGUUGGCCCUAAGGGUGAAACUGGUCCCCAAGGUGCCCGUGGUGGUGAAGGCCCACAAGGUGCUCGUGGUGAACCUGGCCCUGCUGGACCUGCUGGUGCUGCCGGACCUUCUGGUAACCCUGGUAGCGAUGGCCAACCUGGUGCCAAAGGGGCCAACGGUGCUCCUGGUAUUUCUGGCGCUCCUGGUUUCCCUGGCGCCCGUGGCCCAGCUGGACCUCAGGGCCCCAGUGGUGGUCCCGGUCCCAAGGGUAACAGCGGCGAACCUGGUGCUCCUGGGAACAAAGGUGAUACCGGAGCCAAAGGAGAAUCUGGCCCCGCUGGUGUCCAAGGACCCCCUGGCCCCCCUGGUGAAGAAGGCAAGAGAGGAUCCCGUGGUGAGCCUGGACCCGCUGGCUUGCCUGGACCUGCUGGCGAACGUGGUGCCCCCGGAGGCCGUGGUUUCCCUGGCUCAGAUGGCAUUGCUGGUCCCAAGGGUCCUCCUGGUGAACGUGGAGGUCCUGGAGUUGCUGGUGCCAAAGGAUCUCCUGGUGAAGCUGGACGCCCCGGUGAACCUGGUCUCCCUGGAGCCAAGGGUCUGACUGGUAGCCCUGGUAGCCCUGGCCCCGAUGGCAAGACUGGACCCACUGGCCCUGCUGGUCAAGAUGGUCGCCCUGGGCCUUCCGGUCCUCCUGGAGCAAGAGGUCAGGCUGGAGUGAUGGGAUUCCCUGGACCUAAAGGUGCUGCUGGUGAGCCUGGCAAACCUGGCGAGAGAGGCGCUCCUGGACCCGUUGGUGCAGUUGGUGUUCCUGGAAAAGAUGGCGAAGUUGGUGCUCAGGGAGCUCCUGGCCCAGCUGGCCCUGCUGGAGAAAGAGGUGAACAAGGUCCAGCUGGAUCUCCUGGAUUCCAGGGGCUUCCCGGUCCUGCUGGUGCUUCUGGUGAAUCUGGAAAACCUGGUGACCAGGGUCCUCCUGGUGACGUCGGUGCUCCCGGUCCAUCUGGCUCAAGAGGUGAGAGAGGUUUCCCCGGUGAACGUGGUGUCCAAGGUCCUCCCGGUCCACAGGGCCCUCGUGGUGCUAAUGGUGCUCCUGGUAACGAUGGUGCUAAGGGUGAUGCUGGUGCCCCUGGUGGCCCCGGAAGUCAAGGUGCCCCUGGUCUUCAGGGAAUGCCCGGUGAACGUGGUGCUGCUGGACUUCCUGGUGCCAAGGGAGACAGAGGUGAUGCCGGUCCUAAAGGUAUUGAUGGUGCUUCUGGCAAAGAUGGAAUUAGAGGAUUGACUGGACCUAUUGGCCCACCUGGACCCGCUGGUUCUCCUGGCGACAAGGGUGAAGCCGGCCCCUCAGGACCCGCAGGCCCCACCGGUGGUCGUGGUGCUCCCGGAGAGCGUGGUGAACCAGGCCCUGCUGGACCCGCUGGAUUCGCUGGCCCCCCUGGUGCCGAUGGACAACCCGGUGCUAAAGGUGAACCUGGAGAUUCUGGUGCUAAAGGUGAUGCUGGUUCCCCUGGACCUUCUGGAGCCACCGGACCUCCCGGACCUGCUGGUGCUGUCGGUGCUCCUGGACCCAAAGGUGCUCGUGGCAAUGCUGGACCCCCUGGUGCUACUGGAUUCCCCGGAGCUGCUGGAAGAGUUGGACCCCCUGGCCCAUCUGGUAACGUAGGUCUUCCCGGCCCACCAGGCCCUGGGGGCAAGGAAGGGGGCAAGGGACCUCGUGGUGAGACUGGACCUGCUGGCCGCCCUGGUGAAGCAGGACCCGCUGGCCCACCUGGACCUGCUGGUGAGAAGGGAUCUCCCGGUUCUGAUGGACCCGCUGGAGCACCUGGAACUCCUGGCCCACAAGGUAUUGCUGGAAACCGUGGUAUGGUUGGUCUUCCUGGACAAAGAGGCGAGAGAGGUUUCUCCGGUCUUCCUGGACCCUCUGGCGAACCUGGCAAACAAGGCCCAUCCGGACCUAAUGGUGAACGUGGUCCUCCUGGCCCAGCCGGACCUCCUGGAUUGGCUGGACCCCCUGGUGAAUCUGGACGUGAGGGAUCUCCUGGUGCAGAAGGUGCUCCUGGGCGUGAUGGGUCUGCCGGUCCUAAGGGUGAUCGUGGUGAAACCGGCCCCUCUGGUCCCCCAGGCGCUCCCGGUGCCCCUGGUGCUCCCGGCCCUGUUGGCCCUGCUGGCAAGAAUGGCGACCGUGGGGAGAGUGGUCCCGCUGGCCCCGCCGGUCCCGCCGGUCCUGCUGGUGCUCGUGGCCCUGCUGGAGCCCCAGGUGCUCGCGGUGACAGGGGUGAGACUGGCGAACACGGUGACAGAGGCAUGAAGGGUCACAGAGGUUUCUCUGGUCUUCAGGGUCCCCCUGGCCCCCCUGGUUCUUCUGGCGAACAAGGUCCUUCUGGAGCUGCUGGCCCCGCUGGUCCUAGAGGUCCCCCUGGGUCUGCUGGGUCUGCUGGCAAAGAUGGUAUGAAUGGCCUGCCUGGUCCCAUUGGCCCACCUGGUCCCCGUGGUCGCACUGGUGAUGUUGGCCCUGCUGGUCCACCUGGACCCCCUGGCCCACCUGGUCCCCCAGGUCCACCUAGUGGUGGAUUUGAUUUCAGCUUCCUGCCCCAGCCUCCUCAGGAGAAAGCCCAUGAUGGUGGCCGUUACUACAGAGCUGAUGAUGCCAACGUGGUACGCGACCGUGACCUGGAAGUCGACACCACCCUCAAGAGCCUCUCCCAGCAGAUUGAGAACAUCCGUAGCCCUGAGGGAACCCGGAAGAACCCAGCCCGUACUUGCCAUGACCUGAAGAUGUGCCAUGGAGACUGGAAGAGUGGUGAAUACUGGAUUGAUCCCAACCAAGGCUGCAACCUGGAUGCCAUCAAGGUCUACUGUAACAUGGACACUGGAGAGACUUGUGUCUACCCAACUCAGAGCACCGUCUCCCAGAAGAACUGGUACAUCAACAAGAACCCCAAGGAGAAGAAACACGUCUGGUUUGGUGAAGAAAUGACCGAUGGCUUCCAGUUUGAGUAUGGUAGCGAGGGAUCCAACGCAGCCGAUGUCGCCAUCCAACUGACAUUCUUGCGUUUGAUGUCCACUGAAGCUUCCCAGAACAUCACCUACCACUGCAAGAACAGUGUGGCUUACAUGGACCAACAGACUGGCAACCUGAAGAAGGCUUUGCUCCUCCAAGGCUCCAAUGACAUUGAAAUCAGAGCAGAGGGCAACAGCCGCUUCACCUACGGAGUCUCUGAGGAUGGUUGCACGAGUCACACUGGCAGCUGGGGACAGACAGUCAUUGAAUACAAGACAACAAAAACUUCCCGGUUGCCCGUCAUUGAUGUGGCUCCCAUAGACGUUGGUGCCCCUGACCAGGAAUUCGGCCUUGAGAUCGGACCAGUCUGCUUCUUGUAAACCCCACAAAGGAAACCUGACAGUUUUAAAAAAAAAUGAAAUAAAAAAACAGCCAAAAAAGAAGGAAAUUUCACAUGGACUUGAAUUUGUGUCUUUUUCUAUCCAUCAUCUCUAAAACUAUUUUUUGUUUCCGUUAAAAAAAAACAAAAAAGCAUUAAACCAAAAAAAAUAAAAAUAAAUGACAUUUCAAAAUUAAUUAAGGAAGUGCAUCCACUUGCUUGACUUUUUUAAAAAAAAAUAAAAUUCCCGAAGACAGAAUGGUUUGAUUUUAUCUUUUUUAAAAACAAACAAACAAACAAAUAUCAGGUAAUAUCUUGGGACCACUACUUGCACACCCCAGAAAUACAUAGAUAAGGCCACAUUUAAAAAAAAAAACCCAGUCCAAACCAAGCAACACCGGAAAUCUAGAAUUCCACUUUGAAAAAUCUGUUGUUUCCAGCAAUAAGAACAGUUCUAAACUAGUGGUAGAUUCUGACCUUUUAUAGCCCUAUUAAAAAAUCCCCCCUUAACCUGGAGUUGGAAAAAAAAAAUCCCAAAAUUUACCCACAGGCCAACUUUCUCUGCUGGUAACUUUAAAUAGGAAGUUUUGUUUUGUUUUGGGUUUUUUACGACGCAAUACCACUGAACAGAGUCUUUUACCCAUCCGAAGGGUACAUUUUUUUUCUCUUUUGUUCUGUCGGCAACAGAAGUUGAUCAGGCAAAGUCAAGAUCCUGGUGUAGCAUUUAGUGGUUUCCAAAACAGGAGCCCAUUUGGACAAAGAACAGCUAACAAAAACGCCUGUACUCUUUGAGUGAGUGAGAGUGCUGCCUGGCUACCUGAGAGAAUGCAUUUUGAAGAGACGUUAGCCGGGGGAAAUGUGUUUAUGAGCUACAAAUGUUUUGUCAAUGAACAACUGAAGGAAAAAAAUGACUAGUUAUAUCAGAAAGCAGAGAAAAUGUGAUGUUAAAUGUAUAUUAUUGUUGUAUGGACGGCUACCUCACCAAUGUCAUAUCCAAGUACUUUGGGGUAGUUUGGGGUUUUUUUUCUUAAUGCUAGCACCAGGUUGCAUAGGGGGAAGGAAAGUCGGGCUGGGUUCCAGGUUUAGAUAAAGGUGCUAAUUGUGUGUUUUAUUCUUUCUAGUCUGCUAUGUUAAUAAUUUUCAGGUCCCAUGGAAUUUUUUUUUUUUGGAGGUGAUGAAAUAUCUACAGAAACCUCGCCCUGAGCGGAGGUUGCUGAGAGGGGCCGUUUGGUGCUAUAGUAUUGAGACUAUUGGGACGGGGGAAAGCAAAUUUGACGUCUUGCUGCCCAAAGAUACUUGUGAAUUUUCAAAAGGUGCUAUUUCUUUUUUUUAACAAGCGGAGGAAAAAAAAAUAUCCAGGAUGGAAAAAAAAAUCAAACAUUUCUACAAGUAGGGAUCAAGGUCUGAGCAAUUUCUGUCUUUCUGUUGUAAAGCAGGUGGAUUCCUUUUUGGCUUCUCUUCUCCCCCCAAUCAUCCAGUUCUUUUCCACCACCAUUGCUCUUUCCUGUCCAACCUCUCCCCAUCCGCAUCCGGCAACCUCUUGUGCCAAGUCUCUCUGGUUCUCCUGUGGUCCUCACUCGCUGCUGACAUGUUCAUUCUUCUCAUUCAUCUCUUUUUUUCUCCCCUCUGCUCCCCAAUCUCGCCCUCAUCCUGACUUUUUCUCUCGUCUUUCGUUGGGUUUACAAUCGACCCAAACCUACCCUUCUCUCUAACAAGAGGCAGAUGUUCUAGGGAGUGUGAGCGACCGAAGAUUCUGUACCUAUUUUGUAUAUGUAUAAUAAUUUGAGAUGUUUUUAAUUAUUUUGACUGCUGAAAUAAAGCAUGUGAAAUGAUCCAAAUACA
Molecule: messenger RNA, 6461 nt
Organism: Sphaerodactylus townsendi
Lineage: Eukaryota; Metazoa; Chordata; Lepidosauria; Squamata; Sphaerodactylidae
Gene: COL1A1
Product: collagen type I alpha 1 chain
Exons: 54
Coding region: 1-4620 (1539 amino acids)
Molecular function (GO): extracellular matrix structural constituent
Source: RefSeq, a predicted model, not a curated record